AUGUCGGCCGCACAGCCUGAAUCCCCUGCCAGGGAACAAUUCAGCCCCAAAGAAGUCGAGGCCCAAACGGCGGUCAGUUCGGACGGCGGCGAGUUCCUCCAGGACGACAACGGCUACCUCGUCGACGCGCACUUGGCGGGUCGCAAUGUCAAGACCACGCCCGAUGGUCGUACGGUGCUGAUCCCCCAGCCAUCUGACGCCCCGGAUGACCCGUUGAAUUGGACCUGGUCCAGAAAACACCUGUUUCUUUUCAUCAUUGCUGCGACGUCCCUUUUGCCCGACUAUGGGAGCGCCACUGGUGCCGUUACGCUGUUGCCGCAAGCUGAAAUCUGGCACAUGGACCCUAAUGUCGUCAACCACUCCCAAGUCGGCAACGUCUUCAUGAUUGGCGCCGGUGGCAUCGUCGCCAUCUGUCUGGGCGCAUACUUUGGCAGACUGCCCGUCAUGUUCUGGUUCAUGACUCUGGCAUUGGCCACGGCCAUCUGGUGUACUGCCGCAAAGACGUUUGAGUCGUUCAUGGCGGCGCGCAUUCUCAACGGCUUCUUUUCCCCCGUCGCCGAGGCAGGUGGCCUCAUGUUCAUCAAGGACAUGUUCUUCUUCCAUGAGCACGCUCGCAAGAUCAACAUCUGGGCUUCCUUCAUCAUCCUCUCGCCGUACUUUGGCCCCCUGUUUUCCGCAUUCAUCAUCGACACCCAGAAGUGGCAGUGGGCGUUCGGUCUCUACACCAUCAUGACGGGCAUCUGUGUCGUCGCCAUCUUUGCCCUUUUCGAUGAGACGUACUAUGAUCGCAAGCUGGCGCCGUGUGAGCAGCCUCGGCGCAAGUCGCGGAUCAUGAGGGUCAUAGGCGUCGAGCAGUGGCAAACGCGCCACAUGCGAAACACCUUGCCCGAGGCCGUCUCGCGUCCGUUCAGGGUCCUGAUCAAGUUGCCAGUGUUGAUUUCGAACACGUACUACCUGCUGGCUUUCGCGUGGGUCGUGGGCAUCAACACCACCUUGGCGAUAUUCUUGACGCCCUUGUAUCAUUUCGGUCCCAAGCAGAUAGGCUUCUUCUACUUCACGCCCAUCGUCGCCGCCAUCGUGGGCGAGGUCGCCGGGCACUGGCUCCACGACUUUGUCGCCCAAUGGUACCAGCGCCGCAACAACGGGCGCCUUGAGCCCGAGGCUCGUCUGGCCGUCGUUUGGAUUUCCACUCCGUUUCUAUGCGGCGGGCUCGUCUUGCUGGGCUUCUCACUCGAACACGCAUACCACUACAUGGUGGCUGCGCUGGGCUGGGGGCUCUACGUCUUCGGCAUCAUGAUCACGACCGUGGGCGUCAAUGCGUAUAACCUCGACUCCUACCCCACCGCUUCUGGCGAGGUGGCGGGUUGGUUGAACCUUUCCCGUGUGGCGGGCGGCUUCAUCAUUAGUUACUUCCAGGUUCGAUGGGCGGAGGACAUGGGCGCCAUCAAGAGCUUUGGUAUCCAGGCGGCUAUUUGCUUCGGGGCUUUCCUGUUGAUUGUUUUGCUGCAGGUCUAUGGGAGGCGCUUGCGAGAGUGGUCCGGCCAGCCGCAUUUCAAGACGGACUAG
Molecule: messenger RNA, 1566 nt
Organism: Metarhizium album ARSEF 1941
Lineage: Eukaryota; Fungi; Ascomycota; Sordariomycetes; Hypocreales; Clavicipitaceae
Product: MFS transporter
Exons: 4
Coding region: 1-1566 (521 amino acids)
Biological process (GO): transmembrane transport
Molecular function (GO): transmembrane transporter activity
Source: RefSeq, a predicted model, not a curated record